AUGACUCGUAAGAGCACGGUCAUGGCUCGUAAGAACACGAUCAGUCGUAUGGUGGAGAUCCUGCUGCCCAUGUUUGGCGUCUGGCCGGGCAGACCGUGCGUUAUAAUCUUCAGGGUGUUUUGGGUCGCCUCGGCAGUAUUCGUCGAGUUUUGCCACUAUCGCUAUUUCGUCUCGCACCUGAGCGCCGAGAAUUUUUUCGAUCUAGUGGACUGCCUGUGCAGCUUCUUGGCGCACGGAAAAGUGAUCACCAAGCUAAUCAUGUUCUGGGUGAAUCAGCGAAAACUGAUGGAAACGUUGGCGCUGAUGACGGACGACUGGAGCGAUCGCGCGAAUAACAACGAUGCCGGCAUGCACAUGAUGGCGCGCAAGGCGAAAACGUGCAAUCGCAUCACUAACGCGAUAAUGAUCCUUCACACCAUGACGAUCGUAACAUAUUGCACCGGGAUGAUCAUCGCCGACGUAAACGUCACCGAUCAAACGACCGAAGUGCCUUACAUCAACAAAGUGCAGAUGCCCUUCCGGGUAGACACGCAGCCGAUGUACAGAUUCGUGCUAAUUGCGGAAUACGUGCACAUGAUAAUAAGCAACUGGGGGGCCGGCAUCGCGAACGCUAUACUGCUGACCCUGAUCUUGCAUGUCGGCGGCCAAAUGGAUAUUCUGCAACGCUGGUUGUCGGAACUCGCGUCUAAGGAUCUCGGCAGCGAACGGGAAUCGAUCGCCAGGACCGCGAGCAAAAUCAUUCAGAAGCAUCAGAGGAUCAUCUACUUUUCCGAAAACAUCGAGAAUCUGUACACGCACAUCGCGUUGUUCCUGUUCGCAUCGAACACCAUACUGAUCUGCUCGCUCGGAUUUCUCAUCGUGACCGCGAUUGGUUCACCCGACGCCACGGAGCAGAUUAUGAAGUCUCUCUUGUUUUACACGUCGACGAACCUCGAGGCGUUCCUUUUUUGCUUCGCCGGGGAAUAUCUGAAUAACAAGAGCAAAAAGAUUGGAUUCGCGGCGUAUAAUUGCGCGUGGUACAAUUUGAAGCCCAAGGAGAGCCGUAUUCUACUGUUCAUAAUAUUAAGGUCGCAGAGGCAAUUAACGCUCACGGCUGGGAAGAUGAUGGAUCUCACUUUGGAAUCCUUCGCAAGUAUCAUGAACGCAUCGGGAUCGUACCUGUCGGUGCUGUUGGCGAUGCAAUGA
Molecule: messenger RNA, 1185 nt
Organism: Dinoponera quadriceps
Lineage: Eukaryota; Metazoa; Arthropoda; Insecta; Hymenoptera; Formicidae
Product: odorant receptor 4-like
Exons: 6
Coding region: 1-1185 (394 amino acids)
Biological process (GO): sensory perception of smell; detection of chemical stimulus involved in sensory perception of smell
Cellular component (GO): plasma membrane
Molecular function (GO): olfactory receptor activity; odorant binding
Source: RefSeq, a predicted model, not a curated record